This is a messenger RNA of Felis catus (domestic cat), 3976 nucleotides long. It is a transcript of the gene TRAF1, whose product is annotated as TNF receptor associated factor 1. The transcript has 9 exons. Gene Ontology annotation, molecular function: zinc ion binding; tumor necrosis factor receptor binding; ubiquitin protein ligase binding. The record is from RefSeq and is a predicted model, not a curated record. NCBI's taxonomy places the organism in Eukaryota, Metazoa, Chordata, Mammalia, Carnivora, Felidae. Gene Ontology annotation, biological process: positive regulation of JNK cascade; regulation of apoptotic process; protein K63-linked ubiquitination. Gene Ontology annotation, cellular component: plasma membrane signaling receptor complex; cytoplasmic side of plasma membrane. Bases 1721 to 2968 code for a protein of 415 amino acids.
GAGAAUCUUGGCGAGAUGGUUCCCGGAGAUUCGAGUGAGGAAUUCUCCAUGGAGCCAGUCUUUUCCAGAAGUUCUGAUAAAGUGAGGAGAGAGUGUCGACGCAGGGGAGGACUUUGGGAUAAGGGUGAAGAGCAGUUUAAAGCAGACCGUGUGGUUAAAGCACAGGCUCUGGGGUCAGGGGUUCCCGCACACUAUCUGCGCGAUCUUGGACAAGUCACUUAACCGGUUUGUGCCUCAGUUUCUGAUCUGUAAAAUGGGGAUGAUGAUGAUGAUGAUGAUGAUGAUGAUGGACAAUGCCUGCCUGUUAAGGAUCAUGUGAAGAUUAGCUGAGACAGUUAAAAGUACUUAACGUGGCCCUAACAUGCUGUACCGAUCAAUUUCCACUUUUAUUAUUGGAACAACUUGGGCAUAUUUUGAUGUUCAUAUGGAAGAGCUGGUGGAGAAGGAGGCAUUGGAAGACGGAGAGGAGAGAAAGGGGACUAGGAGAGAGGGACCCAGAACUUGGAUGGGAGAUAAGAUCCUGUCUAUGCCGAAGGAAGGGAAAGAGAGAAUUGGUGGGGAGGCAGGGAAGUUUGCAGGUUUGGGGUGUGUGGUUAAGGGACUGCCUUUCUCUGAAGUAGGCCCCAAGGUCAUUUGCUGAGAGGGCCAGGCCAUGGCUGGCCCUGGUGAGGAGGGAGGUCCCAGUUUACACUGCCGUGGUAGGGUACCAUGCCCUCUUUGCCAGGAGCCCCAAUGUCGUUCCAGCGAAGAGGGGCAGUUGAAUUUUUCUGGGGUCAGAGGACAACAUCUGACCUGCCUUGCCCACUUACGAGGCUCAAGUAAAGUUGAUGGGUGUGAAAACGCUAUAUAAGCAAAAUUUACCAUCUUAAUUCUGUUCCCUGAUCUUGAAGAGCUGGGAGCACAGUGGCCCUGAGUGGAACACCAUGCCAAAGCCUUCCAAGCAGUCCCCUUGGGCCAUGCACCAUGCCAGGUUCCCACCCUUCACCUCAUUCCGCCAUCACACCAGACGGGGAAGGUGGAAACUAUUAUCCCCAUUUCACAGAUGCACAGACUGACAUUCAGAGGAGUUAAAGGCCAUGUCCCAGGACCCAAAGCUAGUAAAUGGAAGACCCAGGAUCCCAACUCCCAUCUGUCAGACCUCAAAGCCCAUGAUUUGAAAUCACUAUGAAAGUUUGCAAAAUCCAGCAGGAUAGGAAGAUGUGGAUCUACCAUCCGGUAGAUGAGGUUAAGAAGACCCACUGUGAGGAAGUGACUGUUACCUGAGACGCUCGGGCCAGCGCACAGCUAAAGCGCCUGGAGCUUGCAUUUUUGAACCAGCCUCCAGAACCCUGGGGAUUUCCACUGGGGCGGUGAGCACCCUCACUGAGAAUUCUAGGCUGCUUCAGGGUGCCAGGGAACACCGGCUGUGACCGCGCCACUGAAGUCCCCAGGAGGAGGAGGAGGAGGAAGCCAGCAGGAAGCAGCCCGAGAAUGACUGGACACUCCUAAAGCCUUCAGUCACCAUCCAGGGGAUUUUUUGCACCACAAAGGGUAAUUCCUGCCCCAUCCCUGCUGUGACUCAGCCGUGACGUUGAACCACACAAGCCAGCAAAAAGAUAAAGUUGUCAGACUCCUGCUCACCAGAGAGAACUCACCUCUUCUCUCAGCACAGACUUUACAGGCCCGGUCCCCGCCCCAGAGGAGCGUAGACGGGCCCCCCAGGCCAGCCUGGGACCCCGGGAUGGCCUCUGGCUCAACCAGCAGCCCCCGCCCAGCCCCUGAUGAGAACGAGUUUCCCUUUGGGUGGCCCCCCACCGCCUGCCCGGACCCACCAGAGCCCAGGGCCCUCUGCUGUGCUGCCUGUCUCUCUGAGAACGUGAGGAAUGGCGAGGACCGGAUGUGUCCAAAAUGCAGAGGGGACGACUCCCAGUCUGUAAGCCCAGGAAGCCUUCUGUCUCAGGAGAAGGAUCACCCCGAGGUGGCUGAGGCUGAAGUUGGGUGCCCCUUUGCUAGUGUUGGCUGCUCCUACAAGGGGAGCCCAAAGCUCAUGCAGGAGCAUGAGGUCACCUCCCAGACCACCCACCUAAACCUGCUGUUGGCGUUCGUGAAACAGUGGAAGGCCCAGCUGGGCUCUGGCCUGGGCUCUGGGCCCCUGGCCCUGGAGCAGAAUCUGUCAGACCUGCAGCUACAGGCGGCUGUGGAGGUGGCUGGGGACCUGGACGUUGACUGCUACCGGGCACCCUGCUCUGAGAGCCAGGAUGAGCUGGCCCUGCAGCACUUAAUGAAAGAGAAGCUCCUGGCUGAGCUAGAGGAGAAGUUGCGUGUGUUUGAGAACAUCGUCGCUGUCCUCAACAAGGAGGUGGAGGCUUCCCACCUGGCGUUAGCAGCCUCCAUUCACCAGAGCCAGCUCGACCGUGAGCACAUCCUGAGCUUGGAGCAAAGGGUGGUGGAGUUGCAGCAGACCCUGGCCCAGAAAGACCAGGCCCUGGGCAAGCUGGAGCAGAGCCUCCGCCUCAUGGAGGAGGCCUCCUUCGACGGCACCUUCCUAUGGAAGAUCACCAAUGUCACCAGGCGCUGCCACGAGUCGGCCUGUGGCCGGACCGUCAGCCUCUUCUCUCCAGCUUUCUACACUGCCAAGUACGGCUACAAGCUGUGUCUGCGGCUCUACCUGAACGGGGACGGGACGGGGAAGAGGACCCACCUGUCUCUCUUCAUUGUGGUCAUGAGAGGGGAGUAUGAUGCUCUGUUGCCCUGGCCUUUUCGGAACAAGGUCACCUUCAUGCUUCUCGACCAGAACAACCGCGAGCACGCCAUCGACGCCUUCCGGCCCGACCUGAGCUCGGCAUCCUUCCAGCGGCCGCAGAGUGAGACCAACGUGGCCAGUGGCUGCCCACUCUUCUUCCCCCUCAACAGGCUGCAGUCACCCAGGCAUGCCUACGUGAAGGAUGACACCAUGUUCCUCAAGUGCAUCGUGGAGACAAGCGCUUAGGGCGGGUAGGGACUGUGCGAACCACACCUGACUCCCGAGCGAGCACCACUGGGGGUUAAGUAAGAUGACUGAGGUCCUGCCCUUGGCGCCCAAGGUCCCAGGGCACGAUGUUGGGCCGGGCUGGCAGGAUCUCAGUGGGCCUGCCAGACUGACCGUGGCUGGCCAUCAGCUUAGGUGGCGGGGCCUUGGGCUGGGACCACAGGGGCAAAGGGUCCAGGAGACGGCAGCCGGGUCAUUCGUUGCCCUCUGCACCGAGCACACAACCCUGCAGGCCUGGGAGCCACUCCAGCCCUGAAGGUUGAGGCGGACUGUGACCAAGGGAGGGAGGGACUACGGACCAGGCCUGGGGCAUGGAUGGUGAGCGUAGGGAGGAGCGCCCGAGCAAAGAAAUUCUCAGACAGGAAGAUCUCUGCCCAGGGCGGGAAGGCAUCAAGUUGGGGCUUGGAUUUAAAGACCUUCAAGCUCCUUCCAAUCCAGAAAGUCUCCAGUUUUGGGCCUCUGGCCCAGAAGAGACCUAGGACUUGAAGGGGUUCUGGAAACGUUCAGGAACCUCAUGCCCACCAGGCUUCUGACUCUCCUUCAGUACCACCAGGUGGGCCGGGCUGGCCCGCACAGCACCUGCCAUGCCGGGUCUGGCAUCUCCGUUCCCCACUGUGCGGGGGCCCGCGUAGGUCCUGAGCCCCGUGCCCACCAGCAGGACUCCACUGCACCUCCUCCAGGUGAAAGCUCCCAGGAUCAGCCGGAAGAAACGUGGAGAAGGAGGGGGGCCCAGACUCUCUGCUCUCCUUCCCUUGGAGGCCCCACCACCUUCGCACUUUCCUGCAUCUCGUGUCAUCUAAUUAAGCAAGGUAUUCACUUCUCUCAGUUGACUGAUCAGGGCCUCUGAGCCACUGAGCAGAGGCUGUCCUUUUCAAUAUGUAUAAAACCCAAGAAAGAAAUUUUUGUACAUUUCUGUUGAGGUUUCCAUGAAGUGCAUAUCUAACCUGGGCCCAAACCAGGUACCCCACA